Messenger RNA from Kalmanozyma brasiliensis GHG001, 372 nucleotides. Its product is annotated as Ubiquinol-cytochrome C reductase hinge domain protein. The record is from RefSeq and is a predicted model, not a curated record. Lineage: Eukaryota; Fungi; Basidiomycota; Ustilaginomycetes; Ustilaginales. Bases 1 to 372 code for a protein of 123 amino acids. The transcript has a single exon.
AUGGAAUCCUCAAUAGACCAAGUGGCCGCCAAGUGCGGCAAGCAGCUGGACACUUUUCAACGCUGCAUCCUCGCCAACCAGCAGAACCCCUCGGCGUGCGAGCAGUACAAGACCGAGCUCUCGCGCUGCGCCGCCUCGGCCGUACCUCUGCUCAACGAGAUCAAGAACCGCUGCGUCGCCCAGGUCAUCGCGUACGACCGAUGUCUCGAGCAAUUCACGUCACAAGGCGAUGAGGCGCUCGAACGCAAUUGCACGCCCAAGCUGCGCGACCUGUGGUUCUGCACCGAAAAGGUCAAGAGGGAGGUGGAGGAGAAGGGCAAUGCGGAUGUGCAGAGGAGUAAGGAGCUGGGGAAGGAGGCGUUGACAAAGUGA